CAAUCAUAAAAUUUCCAUGGUCAAAACUGAACAAACGAUAACAACAUUAUUUCAUGUUAAAGAAGACUUCGAUUUUGCUUUUUCCAUUGCUUGCCUAUAAAAUAGACAAAUGUUAUGUAUUAAUUGCACAGGCUUCCAUGGGUUCGAUACAAAAGAAGCCACAUGUCUUGUGCAUACCAGCGCCAGCACAAGGCCAUAUUAACCCCAUGCUAAAAGUUGCUAAAAUCCUCCAUUCCAAAGGCUUUCAUAUUACCUUCGUUAACACCGAGUUCAACCAUCAACGACUCCUCAAAUCUCAGGGCUCCGACGCCCUACAUGGCCUCCCUUCCUUCUGUUUUGAAUCCAUUCCAGAUGGCCUUCCGCCACCAGAAAACCCUGAUGCCACCCAAGAUGUUCCAUCCUUAUGCAAGUCCGUCGAUGGAACUUGCUUGGGUCCCUUUAAAAGUCUCCUCACAAAACUGAAUGCUUCAUCUUCUCCGGUGACUUGCAUAGUGGCUGACGUCCUUAUGGGCUUCACCUAUGAUGCCGCUACUGAAUUUGAUAUCCCCGAGAUAGUCUUAUGGACCAGUGGUGUUAGUUCUCUUAUGUGUCUUCAUGAGUAUCCCAAUCUUUUAGAGAGAGGUUUGAUGCCAAAAGAAUCGGGUGUUUUAGAAGAUGGGUAUUUAGAUACCACGAUAGAUUGUCUACCAACCAUGCCUGGUAUACGUCUAAAAGACAUGGUUUCAUUCUUUAGAAAUACCAACCCUGGUGACGAAUACAUGAUUCAGUUUUUGUGUGUACAAGUUGAGAGAGCGAAAAGAGCUUCUGCCGUUAUAUUCAACACCUUUCAUGAACUAGAAAGUGAGCUUUUGGAGAUGCUUGGUUCGAUAUUUCCUCCAUGCUAUGAAAUUGGUCCUUUGAAUUUACUAGAGAAGAUACUUGUUGAUGAAUCUGUAUCAUCGCUCAAAUCAAAUCUUUGGAAAGAAGAUCACGAAUGUUUGAAAUGGCUAGAUUCUAAACCACCAUCUUCAGUUAUUUAUGUGAAUUUCGGUAGCAUCACAGUGAUGACACAUCAACACCUAGUCGAGUUUUGUUGGGGACUUGCGAAGAGUAAUUAUUCGUUCUUAUGGAUAAUACGUCCAGACCUUGUCGUUGACAACUCUGCCAUGCUUCCACCAGAGUUUUUGGAAGAGACAAACAUUAGAGGGAUGUUGGCUAGUUGGUGCCCACAAGAACAAGUUCUGAAUCACCCAUCGAUUGGAGGAUUUUUAACACACAGUGGAUGGAAUUCGACACUUGAAAGUAUUUCCAGUGGAGUCCCAAUGAUUUCUUGGCCAUUUUUUGGUGAUCAACAACCAAAUUGCUGGUCGUGUUGCAAUAAGUGGGAGGUUGCCAUGGAGAUUGACAAUGAUGUAAAGAGAGAAGAAGUUGCUAAGCUUGUCAUUGAGUUGAUGAAUGGAGAAAGGGGAACCGAGUUGAGGAAGAACGCAAUCGACUUGAAGAAUAGGGCUGAAAAAGCAUGUGCCUCUCCUUUUGGUUCAUCCAUUGUUAAUUUGGAUAAAAUCUCGCCUCCUUCCAUUCUACAUCUCUAUGGCGACCACGACUUAACAGAAACUCCACCAUUCCACAUCUCAUACUCGAACCCUAGAUCUCGCCUCCUUCCGUUCCUAUAUCCUUUUGGCACUUACCGAUUCUUGUCCCUUCCCCGAGACAAACGUCGGUCACCUAAACUCAAAUCCUCUAAGGAUACCUGCUCCACCAUUUUAUUUAAGAGCACGAUUCCUUCUGUUUCACCUGUUCGACACUUCCCUACGCUGCCACUUCUCUCCUCCUCACUGCGACCACAAGAGCAUCAUCUCGUCUUCCCAAUCACGCCUUCCUCAUUAUUGGAGAAAAGAUUGCAUCUGGAUCAUGUGGUGAUUUGUGUGAGUGUGAAGAAGGAUGUGAUCGUGACAAUCUCUUCUUGUGCAUGGGUUUGCUAUGAAUCAGAUGGUGAAAUUGAGGCUCUACGUGAAUGGCUGGAAGAUGAUGAUGCAAAAGAGAAACAACUGAAAGAAAACAUUAAAAAAUGGCAAAGGAACAAAUCCAAUGAUUUAAAUGAUGAUCACAUUGUGGGUCAAGUUGCACUUCAGUGCAGGUCAUCGGUUCAUUCCACAAAUGUAAGGGCAGAAAUGGAAUAG
This is a messenger RNA of Lactuca saligna, 2159 nucleotides long. NCBI's taxonomy places the organism in Eukaryota, Viridiplantae, Streptophyta, Magnoliopsida, Asterales, Asteraceae. The record is from the annotation of a GenBank genome assembly.